CCGUCCCCAGCACAGGUCAGAGGAGCCAUGGGGAACCACACCACUGUCACCGAGUUUGUCCUGCUGGGGCUCUCAGAUGCCUGUGAGCUGCAAAUGCUCAUCUUCCUGGGGCUCCUCCUCACCUACCUCCUCACUCUGCUGGGGAAUCUCCUCAUCGUGAUCAUCACCCUCAUGGACAGGCGCCUCCACACCCCCAUGUACUACUUCCUCCGCAACUUUGCUGUCCUGGAGAUCUGGUUCACCUCGGUCAUCUUCCCCAAGAUGCUGACCAACAUCCUGACGGGACACAAGACCAUCUCCCUAGCAGGUUGCUUCCUCCAGUUUUUCCUCUAUUUUUUACUGGGCACCACAGAGUUCCUCCUCCUGGCAGUGAUGUCCUUUGACAGGUAUGUGGCCAUAUGUAAACCCUUGCAUUAUGCCACCAUCAUGAGCAAAAGGGUCUGUGUCCAGCUAGUUCUUUCUUCAUGGAUGACAGGAUUCCUUCUCAUCAUCGUUCCAAGUCUCAUCACAUUUCAGCAGCCGUUCUGUGGCCCCAAUGUCAUUAAUCAUUUCUUCUGUGACAACUUUCCACUCCUGGAACUCAUAUGUGCAGACACAAGUCUGAUAGAGCUGCUGGAUUUUAUUGAGGCCAAUUUCAGCUUACUAGGCACUCUGUUGGUGACAGCCACCUGCUACAGCCACAUCCUCCACACCAUUCUGUGCAUCCCUUCAGCCAAGGAGAGGCAGAAAGCCUUCUCAACCUGUUCCUCUCACAUCAUUGUUAUUUCUAUCUUCUAUGGCAGCUGCAUUUUUAUGUAUUUCCGGUCAGGCAAAGGUGACCAGCGGGAGGACAGGAACAAACUGGUGGCCUUGCUCAGCACCAUGGCAACCCCGAUGCUCAACCCCUUCAUCUACACCCUGAGGAACAAACAGGUGAAGCAGGUCUGGAGGCAUCACAUUUCCAGAUUCCACGUGUCCUCAGAUCACCAGAACAUCACAGCCCCUGAUGCUGCACACCUCUGA
Ceratotherium simum simum (southern white rhinoceros) is the source of this 1002-nucleotide messenger RNA. RefSeq names its product olfactory receptor 6E1-like. Gene Ontology annotation, molecular function: G protein-coupled receptor activity; olfactory receptor activity. The record is from RefSeq and is a predicted model, not a curated record. Gene Ontology annotation, biological process: G protein-coupled receptor signaling pathway. NCBI's taxonomy places the organism in Eukaryota, Metazoa, Chordata, Mammalia, Perissodactyla, Rhinocerotidae. Gene Ontology annotation, cellular component: membrane.